Molecule: messenger RNA, 2363 nt
Organism: Oryza sativa Japonica Group (Japanese rice)
Lineage: Eukaryota; Viridiplantae; Streptophyta; Magnoliopsida; Poales; Poaceae
Source: RefSeq, a predicted model, not a curated record
UGCAUCAAUUUAAAUAAAAAGAAAACAAAAUAAACUUCCCCUUCCUCCCUUUCGGGCUCGGCCCAAAAUCCUCUCUCCUUCCCCUCCCGCGGCCCGGCUUGCCUCCCCUUUUUGGCGCAAGUCUGCUUUUCCUCCCUCCCGGCCUCCCCUCUCACUCAGGCCGACAGGUGGGACCCGUGGACCCCACCUGUCAUCCCCAACCUCCGGCCAGCUCCAACCGCCGCCCACGCCGCCCACUCCCUCCGCCGAUCCCGCACCUCCCCUCGUCCCAACCGGCGUGGACCCGAGACCCCUUCCACCUCGCGACCACAUCCCGCCCCACUCCCCCUCUCUCCCCGCGGGAAUCAACGCCACGCCGAGCCGCCACACCCCCACGACGCCGCCCCACUUCCCCUCGAAAUCCGCCGCUCCCCGGCCCUCUCCUCGCCCCCUUGAGCUAUAAAAUCAAUCCCCGUGGACUCCUCUUCCUUUUUCCCCGUUUUCCCGAGUCCCCCACGCCCUCUACCGAGCUCUCCACGCCGAUCCCCUUCGCCGCCGCUCGCCGGCGAUCUCCAGCCGCCCGCCACCGCCGCUCCCGUCGCUGCCGCGCUGCGCCGCCACCACCUAUAGCAUCACACCACCCCACCGCACCCCGGCAUCCACUCCAUCUCCCUCCUCCACCGCCGGAACCACCUUCCCAUCGCGAGGCCGAGCCACUACCGCCACACACCGCCUUCAGCCGGCCGCUGCCGCUGCGUUAGUCGUCGCCGCACCUCGCCGCUUGCGCCGUCGGCAACGCCGUGCCAAGCUCUACCCCGGCCUCCGCUCCGUUUCCCCAUUCCACCACCGCAACCACCCUUCCACCGUGCAUCCCGAGCCACCUCCACCAUACGCCGCCUCCAGCCGUGUGCCACCGUCGCCUUAGCCGCCGCCGCGUCGCUCCGUCUUCACCUCUCGCCUCGCAGCGCCGUGCAGCACCUCGGUCACCGUUGUUCAUCGCCGGAAACCCACCGGAACGUGGUACCUCUCGGUCGCCGGUCUUGCCGGCCCUCGGCCGCGGCUCCGCCAUGGUCGGGCGUCGUCGGACCGCCGUUCCCGUCGCCUCCCGUGUCGGCCGCCGCCAUCCUUUCCGCCGCCGGUCGCCUCCCCAUGGUCGUCCCGUCGCCGGCGCUCCUCGCGUGUAGUUUCCGUCGUUUCGGAAGUCCGCGGUCGCGAGGAAAAGAGUUCAGAAGAUCAAAGUGAAGAAGCAAGAAGUGUAGUGCUUCUGAGCUGAAGAUGGAGUUAGAGGACCAAGGCUCAGACCCCAGUUGAGUUUUGCCUGUGGAGUGGAGCUGAAGCCCCGCUAGGAUCGCCUUUUUCCGCUGCUGCUGCUUUUGUUUCGGUGUGAGGACUAAGUGCCUCUUCUAGGUCCAGAUAGCUAGAGAGGCCAUUGAGAGAUCAUCAUCGGAGCUAGCUAGCUAGCCAUGGCGACCUACCGGCCGGGCAGCAAUACCCUCCUCAAGUCCGACUCCAUCCUCGAGUAUGUGCUGGACACGACGGUGUACCCGCGGGAGCACGAGCGCUUGCGCGAGCUCCGCCUCAUCACGCAGAACCAUCCCAAGUCGUUCAUGGGGUCGUCGCCGGACCAGAUGCAGUUCUUCUCCGUGCUACUCAAGAUGAUCGGCGCCAGGAACGCCGUCGAGGUCGGCGUCUUCACCGGCUACUCGCUGCUCGCCACCGCGCUGGCCCUCCCCGACGACGGCAAGGUGGUGGCCAUCGACGUGAGCCGGGAGUACUACGAGCUGGGGCGCCCGGUGAUCGAGGACGCCGGCGUCGCGCACAAGGUCGACUUCCGCCACGGCGACGGGCUCGCCGUGCUCGACCAGCUGCUCGCCGGCGGCGAGGGGAAGUUCGACUUCGCGUACGCGGACGCGGACAAGGAGCAGUACCGCGGGUACCACGAGCGGCUGGUGCGGCUGCUGCGCGUCGGCGGCGUGGUCGCGUACGACAACACGCUGUGGGGCGGGUCCGUGGCAAUGCCGCGCGACACGCCGGGGAGCUCGGCGUACGACCGCGUGGUGCGCGACUACAUGGUCGGGUUCAACGCCAUGGUCGCCGCCGACGACCGCGUCGAGGCAUGCCUGCUCCCCGUCGCCGACGGCGUCACGCUGUGCCGCCGCCUCAAGUGAGAUCGACCGAUCGAUCGGGCAAUCUUAGAAAUGCGCUAGAGUGUCUAUACCCUCUCGGUCUCAAAAUAAAACAACCUCGUAGUAGUAUGAUGUUUAUUUUAGGACAUUGUAAUAGGUGGUUGAUUUAUUUUGCGUAGGAGAGAGUACGUUGCUCUACUGUUGCUGUUGAUCUUGUCGUACAAUAAUUGAAGUUCAAAUUCAACGUCAACUUUUCCA